GUAUCUCAUCGCCUGGUGAAAGGAUGAGGGGAGAAAACGGCUAUAUUUGUACAAACGCUGCGCUCGUCUCUCCGUGCUGGGAGGGCUCUUUGGAGAGAUCUUAGGAGCCUUUCCGAGGGGCUGAUAUAGAUAUAAGGACAUUUCUACAUCGCGUCACGUGACAUAAUUACCACUAGAAUCAAUCAAGAUGAAUUGCACGUCAGCACACGGUGGGGAUUUUUUCUUAGUUGAUCCUGUCCAAACCCUCUUGUGCAAUAGAUGGAUCUUGUUCAAUGCAUUGAAGCCUCCUGGUUGCUUGCAAUCGCAAAAAGGAAGACAUGACUGAGUUUGACGAUUGCAGUCACGGCACAUCCAAUAUGUAUCUGCCAGGGUGCGCUUAUUACGUCUCACCCUCAGAUUUCUCGACGAAACCCUCUUUUUUGUCGCAAUCGUCGUCCUGUCAAAUGACUUUUCCUUAUUCUUCUAAUUUACCUCAUGUCCAACCUGUGCGCGAAGUGGCAUUCAGGGAAUACGGAUUAGAGCGCAGCAAAUGGCAGUAUAGGGGCAGUUAUGCUCCUUAUUACUCAGCUGAAGAGGUGAUGCACAGAGACUUUCUGCAGCCUGCGAACAGGAGGACGGAAAUGUUAUUCAAAACGGACCCUGUCUGCGGCCACCACGGACCGUCUCCCGCCGCCUCCAACUUCUACAGCUCGGUGGGGAGGAACGGCAUCCUGCCGCAAGGCUUCGACCAGUUUUACGAGACAGCCCCCGGACCCCCGUACCAGCAGCACUCCGAGGGCGAGGGGGACGCGGACAAGGGCGACUUGAAAGCCCAGAACAGCACUUGCAGUAAAACACCUUCCAGCCAAGAGAAGAAAGUGACACCAGCAAACAGCGCCGAUUCCCCUUCUGGUGAGGCUGUUGCAGAGAAGAGCAACAGUUCAGCAAUUCCCCAGCGAUCAAGGAAAAAGAGGUGUCCCUAUACCAAAUAUCAGAUAAGAGAACUGGAACGGGAGUUUUUCUUCAACGUGUACAUAAACAAAGAGAAAAGACUGCAGUUGUCCAGAAUGCUCAACCUCACUGACCGGCAAGUUAAAAUCUGGUUUCAGAAUCGAAGGAUGAAAGAAAAGAAACUGAACAGAGAUCGACUCCAAUAUUUCACUGGGAAUCCCUUGUUUUGAAAAAAAAAAAAAAAAAGAAAAAGAAAGGAAAAAAAAUUAAAAAGAGAGAGCAAGAGUAAAGGAAGAAAGAAGAAAAAUAAAGAAUAUCUUGGUCUCUCUGACCUGCCAUCUGAAUGCAAAAGUAAAUUGGUUUACAUGACACAUCCACCCUGCGGAACUCAAAGUUUCAUUUUCAUGUGCAACUCCACACACUGAAUGGCCACUGGAGAUUUCGGGGCUUGGCGGAGCAGAUGCCUGAUAAGGGGAAACUAGGGUAAAUCCAACUGUCCACUCUCAAGUGUUUCUCGCCAAAGGUGCUUUUUUUCCCUCUCCCACAGUACCAGCAAUGGACCUGCAGUGUGUCUGGUAGUUUUUGCUUACAAUUCAUUGAGUUCGGGGGGGCUCUCUUGUUGCUUUUGAGCUAGGAUAACACUUUCCUCCCUUAAGUGAAUGCGGUUUAUUUAAGAGAUGGUAAAUGUACGUUCGCUAUAUAUAAAAUAUAUAUAUAUAUGUUUCUAUUGUCAUCCAAAAGCAUGGGCCACUGUCUUUUUCAUGUGAAUAAAUGGUUUCUAGUAAAGUUAAGGUUAUAACUUCCGUGCACUGUAUGGAUUUCCAUCUCCGAAGGGUCCUAACGUUU
Messenger RNA from Gymnogyps californianus (California condor), 1776 nucleotides. RefSeq names its product homeobox D11 (gene HOXD11). The record is from RefSeq and is a predicted model, not a curated record. The transcript has 2 exons. Gene Ontology annotation, biological process: regulation of transcription by RNA polymerase II; anatomical structure development. Gene Ontology annotation, cellular component: nucleus. Lineage: Eukaryota; Metazoa; Chordata; Aves; Accipitriformes; Cathartidae. Gene Ontology annotation, molecular function: RNA polymerase II cis-regulatory region sequence-specific DNA binding; DNA-binding transcription factor activity, RNA polymerase II-specific. Bases 318 to 1160 code for a protein of 280 amino acids.